CACCUGCCCCCCCCACACACACACACACGCGCGCGCCGCUUUACAGGGCGAUCCCCACUCGCCACUUCGCAGUAGACGUGCUCACAGCUCCAGGGACACGGCAGUUCCGCGGCUGACUGAUCAGACCAGCAAAGCUCGGAUAAGAUCCCGGACGGGGUACGGGGGCUGCGCAGUAAGACUAUGUGACUUCACAGGGAACAUCGUGAAUACGACAAAGAUCUGACAGGGGUCACCUCAUCGGCAGCGGUCCCGAGACAGCCGACAGGGGCAAAUAUUUGAGUCAAUUACACCUCCCUUUCCGGGGCCACCAUCACAAAAGGAUGAUCAAGGGGGAGGUGGAGCUCUUGAAGGGAGAGGGAAAAAUAGCAGCCCCUUCCCAGUGAACUCUUGAGGCUAUUUCUGGUGCUUCGUGGGCAAACUGGCUACUCAUUUAGGGAAACUUGGAUGUUGGAAAAAGGAUUUACCAGUUGCCUACCCAUUCAUCCCCGGAUCUGUGUAAGUGCUGGAUAUAGAUAUCAAUUUGUACGGCUCCCAAUCUGACCGACAAAGACGCUAACUUUAGCGAAGCCGAGAGUGAGCUCUGCUAUUGCGGCUCCUGCAAUUGGUACCUUUCUCCGGGACAGACUUCCGACACCACGGGGUCCAGGGAUCUCUGUUUGCAGCCCCGUUUCUCUAACUGAGCUCCUGGAGUAAAGUUCAUGUCCAUCUCCAGAGCCACAUAUCGUUAGCCUGUUGCGCUCUGGCAGAGUGUGUGAGGGUGUGCCGGCCCACAUCAGAGUCACGCCCUCAGCGCCGCCAGGCAGCCGUUUGCUGCCCCAGUUGCUUUGAUGUCCUUAACCAGCAGGGCGGCGCACCAUGAAGCCUCUGACGCCAAUCGGCUCUCCGUCCCCCCUGAGGCUCCUGAACAAGGGUCCAGAAUACCUGCGUAGGCAGAUGGAUGGCGGGGGCAGGGGUCCUGCACUCAGUGCUGUGGAGCGACUGGAGGCUGAUAAGGCCAAAUAUGUGAAGAGCCAGCAGGUCAUCAACACCAAGCAGGAGCCAGUGCUGGUACCCUGUGCCACCCCUCCCCCCGUGCCUCGGCGUCCCCUUGCUGUGUCUGGCGCCCCCACACCUCGCCCCAGCUCCCGCCACACACCAGACUCCCCGUAUUUAGUCCUGGGCUCCCUCAUCAUUCGACAUGAGGAUGAGGAAGACGCCAAAAAGGAGAACCGCCGUAAUGCUGGUGUGGGGGAGCGAAAUUGGAGCAACACUGGGCGGGCAUCCCCGGGGCCCAUUGUCCUCAUCUCCCCCCUGGUGGCCCCUCACAGCGCCCCCCUGCUGCGGCGCAGCAACGGCAAGCGAAUGCUGCGGCCCGACUCGCUCGUCAUCUAUCGGCAGAAGAAGGAGUGCAAAAACACCAGUGGCAGUGGCAGUGGAGGCGAGGCUAAGACCUGUAGCUUUGUGCAGCGGCUCUUCCAGGGGUCCAUGCGGGAUCGGGGCAGGCCCCCGAAAAUGACCAUCAGCGAGGAGAGGGUGCCGGCGCAGGACGAAGAGUCCCGCAUGUCCUGGACGGACCAACGGGACACGUCACAGGAGACCAAGAGCUUCAUCAAGACGGACCAUGGGUCUAUGUCGACCCCCAACAGCCCUCGCUCACCUGAGAGGAUGAGGCUCAGCACGCCAGAGGACCCCAGCGACCCCUGGAGGCUGGCUGUGCCUCGCGAGACAGCCCGGCUGCGGCGGUCCAAAUCGGACCUCCGCCUACGCUGCUCACUGGCACUGUCUGACAAAGAGCGCUUCUUUGACUACUGUGGGCUGGACUUGGAAAUGGUGCAGAGGCUGGGCCCCGAAAACUUCCCGUCAGGCGGCAGCUCCGUGGACACGCUGUCCCUGGUGCUGCGCAGCGUCAGCGGCGGUGGCGGACCCGGCUCAGAGGCCAGCGAGUUCUCCCGGCACUCGGGGGAGGGGCUCGCCGAGGAGGAGCUGACGGAGCAGUUGCCGUCGGUCGUGUCCAUCGUCGAGAGGAACGCCCGCGUCAUCAAGUGGCUCUACGGGUGCAGGAACGCUGUCCAGCAGGGGCCCAAGGAGUCCACCGUGUAGCUAAAUGCCUCUGCGGAUUGGCAUCGCAUACUGUAAAUUCUGGGGUGUGCUGCUGUGCCCCCGGUUUGGAAUAUCGGGAAUCUCGGCAGUCCGGGAGCAUCCGGCUGGUGACGGUGUCCUAUCUCAUCUUUUGACAGAGGCCAGUAACGACAGGGCACAUGAAUUCCAGAGGGGAAUCCCCCGAUAGACUGUGUUGUUUACCGCCAGUUGGUGGCGCUAUUGUUUCGGGUGACGCAGGCAUCCCUCAGCACCAGACGGAUCUGCCCCGGCUUCCGCGGUGCUGGAUCUCUCUGUUCUUGUGUACCAUGGCCAGGGGACUCUACCUUUGGGCCAGUUAAAGUCCUGAGCUGUUUGGGGGGGGAGAGAAGGAGAGUGGGGGGGGGGGAUUGGCAAAUUGAAAACCAGGUUUAUCUCUGCGCUGUAAACAUUCACAGGGGACAGGGAGGCAUCUGAUUGCGAGGGGAGCUGAAAACCCCAUGGGUUAUUUUAACAGACCACUCCAUUGGCAUUUCUGAUGAGUCUGGUAAUGUCUGUGUGUGUGUGUGUGUGUGUGUGUGUGUGUGUGCGCGCGUCUGAGAUGCAUUGGCACCCCCAUCCCUCCUAGAUGCCCCCUGCCUCAUAAUCUGGGCUUCCUGGAAUAAGCUUCAGGUCCUACAUUGGAUAAGCUGUUAUGGAAGAUGGGUGGGGAUACCGUGAACAGAUGGAUGGAGGCUGGGUCUCCUUGUGAGGAGUCUGUGUCCUAUUCUUGAUGUAUUUCUCAUCAAUCUGAGCAAUACAAGUUUGUCUUAUAAAUACAGCACAUGAGUCUUUAGGUCCAUUAACAGGUGACUGGCAGUAUUGCACAGAAAUCAGAAUCACAUGAGCAUCUGGAAUGUGUCAUUAUUGCUGCUGUGGGUACAGCUGCCUGCUUUUCGCCUGCUGUGUUAGGUCACUCCCUCAAGGUCCCUUCUGGGCCUUCCCUUCGGCCAUCGUCCUGGGUGGGACCCGAGGCACGUAGUAGACACUGAGAAGGCUCACAACCUUCAUCAGACAUGCUUUUAGGAACCACUUCUUGUGCAGCAUGUUGCAGCUUCAUGAAAACCAAGUGAUAUUUCUGAGAAAUGUUGUUAUGCAUGUUUACACCCAUGGGUCUGUAUAUAUUUGGUUUAUUUCUGAGAGCUUUAUUCUCACAGGAAACCAAAUCACAAUAAAGCAGUUUUUUCUGACUGUGAA
Molecule: messenger RNA, 3291 nt
Organism: Paramormyrops kingsleyae
Lineage: Eukaryota; Metazoa; Chordata; Actinopteri; Osteoglossiformes; Mormyridae
Gene: fam110d
Product: family with sequence similarity 110 member D
Source: RefSeq, a predicted model, not a curated record